This is a messenger RNA of Linnemannia hyalina, 4560 nucleotides long. The record is from the annotation of a GenBank genome assembly. NCBI's taxonomy places the organism in Eukaryota, Fungi, Mortierellomycota, Mortierellomycetes, Mortierellales, Mortierellaceae.
AUGUACCGCUCGCAGGCUCACGUCCAAAAGAGGCUUGAUCACUACUAUCGCUGCGUGAACACCGUUAUCCUCAACCGUCAGAACCCGACCACAGGUCUGAUCCCCGCCUCGGUUGCCGUCACCACCCAUGGAGACUAUCGCGAUGCCUGGGUCCGUGAUAACGUGUACUCGAUCAUGGCUGUCUACGGACUUGCUCUUGCCUACCGCCGUGUCGACGAUGACCAGGGUCGUGCCUACGAGCUCGAGCAUGCGGUAAUCAAGUUGAUGCGCGGCCUUAUGUUCUGUAUGAUGAGACAGGCCCCCAAGAUCGAACAGUUCAAAAAAACACAGGGCUUGAACGACUGUCUGCACGCCAAAUACAACACUGCUACCGGAGACACAGUCGUCGGUGAUUCAGAGUGGGGUCACUUGCAGAUCGAUGCCACCUCCAUCUUCCUCUUGGCCCUUGCCCAGAUGACCGCUUCGGGAAUUCUGAUCGUCUACACCACAGACGAGGUCGAUUUCAUCCAGAAUCUAGUCUUUUACAUCGAGCGCGCUUACCGCACGCCUGACUAUGGUAUUUGGGAGAGAGGAAACAAGAUCAACCAUGGAGAGCCCGAACUGAACUCUUCCUCAAUUGGUAUGGCUGUCGCUGCCCUCCAGGCCAUUAAUGGCAUCAAUCUUUUCGGUUCCCGUGGUGGACCUAGCUCGGUCAUCCAUGUGUUGCCGGAUGAGAUUACUCGCAACUACACAACUCUUCACUCCGCACUUCCAAGAGAGUCCAACUCGAAAGAAAUCGAUGCCGCAUUGCUCUCGGUCAUUGGAUUCCCCGCAUUUGCCGUCGGAGAUGCUAAACUCGUCGAACGGACCAGGAACGAGAUUAUCGAAAAGUUGGGCGGAAAGUACGGAUGCAAGCGCUUCUUGCGCGAUGGACACCAGACUGUGCUCGAGAACAACAGCCGCCUCCACUACGACGCCCACGAGCUCAAGAUCUUUGAGAAUAUCGAGUGCGAGUGGCCCCUGUUCUUCACCUACUUUAUUCUGGACGGGCUUUUCAAUGAAAACGAGGAACAGGUUGAGGAAUACCGCGCCAAGCUGGAACCCUUGAUCAUCGAUUCGGCUACUCUGGUGGACUUUGGACAGUACAUCUCAGAGUCGAUGUCCGACAGUGAGUCGGAUGGUCGUAGUCUGAAGACCCCCACCUCUCCAGGAUUUGCCACCCCUGGCAGCGGGGAUGGUAAGCUCCCCGAGCACAUCCCUUUAAUUCCCGAGUUGUACUAUGUUCCUGAGCACUUGGUCGAGGCCGAGAAGAAGGACAAUCACACCCAGGCUCGUGUCGCCAACGAUAACCUUCCCUUGGUCUGGGCCAACUCCCUCCACACCCUCGGCAGCUUGAUCUACGAGAACUUGCUCAGUGUCGCUGAGAUUGAUCCCCUUGGCAGACGUUUCAACGCCCGCAAGACUCAGCCCAACGACACUGUCGUCCAGGUUGUUCUCUUGGCUGAGGAUACCCAUUUGCAGAGCAUGUUGAGUAUGUACGGAUUAGAGACCCAAACAAUGGAUCAGGUCCACCCCAUCACCGUCAGUCAGCCCCAGGGACUCAAGGAGGUCUAUGCUGCCCUCGGUAUGAACGCCAAGCUCGGAUUUUCGGGUCGUCCCAAGCGUCCGGUUGGUUCCCUCGGAACUUCUCGUCUCUACCGCGUCCAGGGUCACCUUUACGCCUUCACACCUCAUUUCAUGGACAACGAAGAGUUCUACCUGACCAGCGACAAUGACUAUUUGAUCUCAAUCUUUGAGCAGGAAUUGGCCUUUGUUCGUCAGUAUUGGCAUUACCCCGGUCGUCCCACCAUGACCGUUGUGUUGACCCAUGCCAUGUUGGGUGGACUCACAAAGUCUCGCAGCUUUGCCCCCCAGAACGGUGCUGAUGCCUACCGUUUGACCACUUGGCGCAAGGCAUCCCUCGGUUCCAGUCCCCAAAAGGACAACAAGCGCAACCUCCUCAACUUCUUCAUGAACCUCCGCAGCGGUGUUUGCAACGGUGUCCGUGUUCGUCUUGGUCGUCUCAGCGAGAUGGUCAACACCUCCUGCAUCGAGUCCCUCGACUUUUUGGUCAACAAGAAGGAUAUUGACUGGAUGGGUAUUCUUCGUGGCGCUGCUGAUCGUCGCAAGGGUCGCCAUGCGCGCAAGUUGGGACUCAACGAGAAAAAGACCCAGGCGGCUACCCCUGGAGGAAGCAGAACUCCCAGCCACCACCGCUGGUCGGUUCGUCGCCGGUCUUCGUCCUUUGGCACUGGCGGGUCUCUGGCCUCGUUGACGACCCCUGCUGUCAACACUGAGCUCGAGGGUGACAGCUAUUUUGGAUCUCAUUCCCAGCCUCACACUCCUAGCGAGGGCAACUUCCCUGGCUCUCCCUUCGCCAUGACUCCCAUGGAGCCUGCCGAGCCCUAUGCUGCCCCCCGAAAAUCCAAGAAGGACCAGACCACGUCUUUCCGUCUCAAGGAUCACGAGGAGGUUCGGCCCACUCGCAAGAAUGGAAACGCCGUCGCCAACCAGUCGGGUGUUUUGACUCCUGACUUGGCUACCCUUGAGAUUACGAAUGCUCCCUCUCCUGUCAGCGCUGUGGACGAUGAUGAGGACUCAGAUGAGUCACCCGACGGCAUGGAGGCCUUGGGUUUGACUCUCGGUGACCCCUCCAACAUGGAGGCUGCCAUGUCUAUGCUGUCCCUCUCCGUCAACCUCUACGACCAAAUCGACCUGUUGCAGUACUUGUUGUCGUGCCAGGGGGCUAACUUUUAUGUCAGCAACUUGGAUGCCACUGUUGAGACAUUGUUGCAGGAGGUCUACUUCAAGUCGCUCCAGCUAAAGCUGUGGUCGAUUGUUCGUCAGGCAGCCGGUUUGCUCCAGAAGGUCGUCAACUCGCUCACCAUCAACAUCACGGAUCUGGUGAUUCGUCAGAAGCAGAUUACCAUCGGCUCUGGCCGCACUGAGCAUUUUAUCACCACUCCCUUGGGACCCGACGUUCUCAGCAGGAUGAUCUAUGACGGCAACUUUGACGAUGUCCGUGAAGGACCCGUCGUUCAGGAGGUCAUGACCUACUUGGGUUCAUUCGUCCGCGCAGACCCCGACAUGUUUGAGGGUAUCAUGCGUCUCCGUACCCAUUUCUUGAUCAUUGCCUUGCGCGAGGAGAUUUCUCGUCUCAACAGCUGUGACGAGACGGAUGCUGUCGAGCAUUUGAUGCAGUUGUCGCCCUUUGAGCUCAAGUCCCUACUUGGAACAGUCUUGUCUGGCCCCACUCUGAGCUCGCACGCCACCAACACCUUGCUCCGCAACCAGUCGUCGGGACGUUUGAGCCCCGACCGUCGUCAGGGCGGCGUCUCGUUGUCGGGUGACUCCUUGGAGAACAAUGUCACUGCCAACAUUGCCUCAUCUGGUCCUUCGUCGUCCACCUUGGGCGCUAUCCCUAUCCCUAACAUGGCCAAGGGAUCGACCACGUUCACGAUCAAGGUCCAGUCGGGAGGAUUCCACUCUGGCAACUUUUCCAAGAUCUUGAUCAACGAGAGCACGCUGUCUGUGUCGUCGCGUGGUAUCAAUAUGGUUGUGAUUGACCCUGUCCAAGGCGUUCUUUUAGAGUCUGUCUCGUUUGACACGCAUAUCUCUGAGGACGAGAGUGACGACUUGGCCCGUUUGGUGGACUGGCUACAGCCUGGCAUGAUUGUUGUCUGUGCAGGCAAGGAUGACUGCUAUGAGCAUUUAACGACAGCGGGUCGUCUUGCCUUGAAGCAGCUCGGGUCCGAGCGUAUCUCUGAGCUCAAGUACCGCGACUCUUGGUGCAUGAUCGGAGAGAAGGGCAUUGAGACAGGCAAGGCUGUGGAGGCGCACAAAUCUUUCAUGGAUGGGCCAACCACAGUGAUCGAAAAGGAGUUUGAUUUGACGUUGUACAAGGCCAGGGCGGAUGUGAGUGACACCUUCCCCUGUCCCUCUGCGAUUGCGGCGUUUGUUCCUAACUCGUCUGGACGGUGGUUGCGCCGUCGCAAGAACGAUGGAUCGUUGAACCGUGUUCCGAGCAAGUUCUACCCCCGUGUCUGGCGUAUCCUGUCGCGUGCUGCUGGAUUCAGGGUGGGAUCCCACUUCCUGCCCCGCGACCCCAUCAUUUCGGAGAAGACACCCGAAGAGUUCAACUUUGCGUUGGCCGUAGAGAACUUUUUGGGAGUUAUCUUGGACCCUGCUGAACGUCAGAUUGCGGUUGAUACGUUGAUGGUGAUUGCCAAGAUUGAAGACAAGAAUCCUGGUAUGGAGAUGCAGGCUGAGGUGAUUGACCUUCCGAUGAUUAUGAGGGAGGCGAUGGAUACGUUCUGGACAAAGUGGGUUGUGAAUGGACCUGGUGGACGUGGCCCUGCUGGAGGAUCAACGAAUGACAAUGUGAUUGCAACCAGUGUAUUGGGCAACGUCAGCUUUGACCACCACGAGAAGUUAGCUCGGGGGAUGUUUUAUGAUUUGCCUCAGGAAGGCAAGGAGGGCACGUUUGCCUACUUGGCCCGUGCUGUGCUCAAGUUGUUGCCAUACUCUAUCGACUUUGAAUAA